CAAAUAUCCACCUAUAUUGAGACACUUUCCAAAAGUGUUAUAUAGCAGUACCUUGUAAAAAUUUGUAAUUAAAUACAUCUAUUGUAUAUAAAUGUUCAUAAAUUAUUGAUACAGUAAUAGCAGUAUAAUUAAUUAACUAUGCUGAAUAACAUAACCAAAGCUUUUGUUGACGUGGUACUACCGGUACUUUGUAAUGCAAAAUCAACAAAAUUACAUGAGAUAUCUAUACGUCAUUUUUACACGAAUGAGUUAAAGAGACGACUGAAGGCAGAACAAAAAUUAAAAGAGAAAACGGAGAAAGAAGCAAAAGUAUCUGCUGUAGCAGCAGCAAAACCACAAGCCAAAACUAUAGAGAAAAAGGAUGAUGAAGAGAAUAUUAGCCCAAAUGAGUAUAUUAAACUUAGGACACAAGCAAUCAAUCACCUGAAAAAUAUAAAUGAAAAUCCAUAUCCACACAAGUUUCACGUAUCAAUGUCUAUGGAAAAUUUUAUUGAAAAAUUUAGCAACACCAUAAAGAAUGGAGAAGUAUUACAGAAUGAAGUACAUAGCAUUGCUGGUCGUGUGUUUGCAAUUAGAGAGUCUGGUGCUAAACUUAUUUUUUAUGACCUCAGAGGAGAAGGCCUUAAAGUUCAAGUCAUGGCAAAUGCAAGACAUUAUAGCAAUGAAGAAAAGUUUGCCAUUGAUAUUGCUAAAAUAAGAAGAGGUGAUAUUAUCGGGGUUGUUGGAAAUCCUGGAAAAACUAAGAAGGGUGAAUUCUCUAUUAUGCCUCAUGAUAUUACCCUUUUAAGUCCUAGCCUGCAUAUGUUGCCAACGCUUUAUUUUGGAUUACACGACAAGGAGACAAGAUUUCGUCAGCGCUAUUUAGAUCUUAUUCUAAACGACAAAGUGAGACAAACAUUUCACAUACGAGCGAAAAUAAUCGCAUACGUUCGCAAAUUUCUUGAUGAACUUGGUUUUUUAGAAGUUGAAACGCCAAUGAUGAAUAUGAUUGCUGGUGGAGCUACAGCUAAACCUUUUAUCACACACCAUAAUGAAUUAAAUAUGGAUUUGUAUAUGCGUAUUGCUCCAGAAUUAUAUCUAAAGAUGUUGGUUGUUGGCGGAAUGGAUAGAGUAUAUGAAAUUGGAAGGCAGUUCAGAAAUGAAGGAAUAGAUUUAACACAUAACCCAGAGUUUACUACUUGUGAAUUUUAUAUGGCAUAUGCGGAUUAUAAUGACUUAAUGUCUAUUACUGAAGAUAUGGUAUCUGGAAUGGUGAAAACCAUACAUGGUAGUUAUAAAAUAACCUAUCAUCCAGAUGGACCAGAGGGUGAAGCAGUGGAGAUUGAUUUUACUCCUCCGUUUAAACGAAUUUCGAUGAUGAAAACCUUAGAGGAGAUGUUAAAAGUUAAAUUACCUCAAGCAGACCAAUUAAACACGCCUGAAGCAAAUCAGAUACUUAGCGAUAUAUGUACUAAACAUGAAGUUGAAUGUCCUCCCCCAAGAACAGCAGCUAGAUUGCUAGACAAGCUUGUUGGCGAAUUUAUAGAAGAAACUUGUAUUAAUCCUACAUUUAUCUUGGACCAUCCGCAAAUUAUGUCGCCGUUAGCGAAGUGGCAUCGUUCGGAGAAAGGUUUGACGGAACGGUUUGAGUUAUUUAUCAUGAAGAAGGAAGUCUGUAACGCAUAUACAGAGUUGAAUGAUCCUAUAGUACAAAGAGAUAGAUUUGAACAACAAGCAAAGGAUAAAGCAGCCGGGGAUGACGAAGCACAGUUAAUUGACGAGAACUUUUGUACUGCUUUAGAAUAUGGUUUACCGCCAACCGCUGGGUGGGGAAUGGGUAUUGAUCGUGUUACUAUGUUCCUCACAGAUGCAAAUAAUAUAAAGGAGGUAUUACUAUUCCCACAAAUGAGACCAGAUGAUCCAAAUAAAAGCAAAGAAGUAGUUGAAGAUAAUAAAACAUCUAAUAAUAGUAAUUUAAGUGAAGUCAACAAAUAAAAACUGAUACUGUGUUCCUUUCCACAGUGUGCAAAUCAUUCUUUGAAAACAUGUUUUAAAUGGUAAAUAAAUUUUUCUUUUAAAAGGAAAAAA
Molecule: messenger RNA, 2067 nt
Organism: Osmia lignaria (orchard mason bee)
Lineage: Eukaryota; Metazoa; Arthropoda; Insecta; Hymenoptera; Megachilidae
Gene: LysRS
Product: Lysyl-tRNA synthetase
Biological process (GO): lysyl-tRNA aminoacylation
Cellular component (GO): cytosol; mitochondrion; cytoplasm
Molecular function (GO): tRNA binding; ATP binding; lysine-tRNA ligase activity
Source: RefSeq, a predicted model, not a curated record